UCUCCAAUUAAUGCUAUGUUAAGUCCUUUAGCAAAUUUGGCAUUUUGCAGAUAUCUUUAUCAUUUUCAGCAAACCCCUUCAGCGAUUACAGUAAAUUUCUUCAGCAUGUUCAGCAAAAAGUAUUGACAUUAUCGCAGGUAAUCCUACUUAUCUAGUUCAUAAACCUAAUUUUUUUCAUUUGUUAGGUUUCUACAUGACUGUUUUCAGCUCAAACUCCAGACAGCCUGAAGUGGCAGACCUUCUUUCUCCAGCCUUCUCCUCUUCCUCAGAGAUGUGUGUUCGGUUCUGGUACUGGUUACCUGCAGACUCCUCUAACAGCCUUUCAGUUCACGUGCAGCGAGACAUUGAGCCGGGCGACGCCCUUUGGCGGCGGCCGGGGUCGCCCUCUACAGGCUGGGAGGUGGCAGAGGUCACGGUGUCUUCUCCUGCAAGAUUUUAUGUGGUGUUCAGAGCCGUCCACGUACCCGGCACCAGCGACUCGGUGAAAAUAGACGACGUCUCCUUUAAGAGUGGAGCCUGUAGUCCUGCAGGCAGCUGCGACUUUGAGUCCGGACAGUGUACCUGGGUCAACAUCCACAAAGACGGCGGACAUCAGUGGGUUGUGGCAAACGGAGGAUCACAUGGUCCACCAACGGAUCAUACCACGGAUACCCCAGAGGGUACGGAGGUUCUGCGAGUCUCUCAGAUCUUUAGACUGAUUAAUGGCGUCCUUCAAAACAAGCUGCCCUCAGACAGGUCAGGCAAGCUACUAUUAAAGUUUAAUGUUUAA
Oryzias melastigma (Indian medaka) is the source of this 769-nucleotide messenger RNA. Its product is annotated as MAM and LDL-receptor class A domain-containing protein 1. The record is from RefSeq and is a predicted model, not a curated record. Lineage: Eukaryota; Metazoa; Chordata; Actinopteri; Beloniformes; Adrianichthyidae. The transcript is spliced from 3 exons. The coding region runs from base 194 to 769 and encodes 191 amino acids. Gene Ontology annotation, cellular component: membrane.